Messenger RNA from Trichoplax adhaerens, 306 nucleotides. RefSeq lists its product as uncharacterized. Gene Ontology annotation, molecular function: metal ion binding; mRNA binding. The transcript has a single exon. The annotation marks the transcript as partial. Lineage: Eukaryota; Metazoa; Placozoa; Uniplacotomia; Trichoplacea; Trichoplacidae. The record is from RefSeq and is a predicted model, not a curated record.
AUGAACCAUAAUGGUCAUAGCAAUUCCAACAAAAAUCAUCAUAAUCAUUUAGAUCGUGGUAGUGAAAACGAGGAUGAACGCAAACGAGUCAUUAACUCAAGUCGUUACAAGACAGAAUUAUGCCGACCUUUCGAAGAAAGUGGUACCUGUAAAUAUGGCGAUAAAUGCCAAUUUGCUCAUGGUAUACACGAAUUGCGAGCACUAGCGCGACAUCCUAAAUAUAAAACAGAAUUAUGUCGAACUUAUCAUACUAUUGGAUUUUGCCCUUAUGGACCACGAUGCCAUUUCAUCCAUAAUGAAGAUGAA